Messenger RNA from Gossypium arboreum, 1510 nucleotides. Its product is annotated as transcription factor MYB102-like. NCBI's taxonomy places the organism in Eukaryota, Viridiplantae, Streptophyta, Magnoliopsida, Malvales, Malvaceae. The transcript is spliced from 4 exons. The record is from RefSeq and is a predicted model, not a curated record. Bases 210 to 1289 code for a protein of 359 amino acids.
UUUAUUUAUAAUAAAUAUGACGGGAUCACACACAUGAAAUUUAGAUAUCAAAAGCUCCCGCCGGCAUUUUUUUUUCUCCCCUACACAAGGAGGACACGUUGCCAUAGUGAUAAACAGAGGACGGUCUUAACCCAAAGCUAAACCUUAUUUCUGUAACAUUAUAACCAAAAGGGCAAAGCUUUUUUUGUUGGGAAGCUGUAACAGUAAGCAUGGGAAGAUCACCUUGUUGUGAUAAAAAUGGGCUCAAAAAAGGGCCAUGGACGCCGGAAGAAGAUCAGAAGUUGAUUGAUUAUAUUCAAAAACAUGGGUAUGGAAAUUGGAGGACGCUGCCGAAGAAUGCCGGUCUUCAAAGAUGUGGAAAGAGUUGCCGUCUUCGAUGGACUAAUUACUUGAGACCUGAUAUCAAGAGAGGAAGAUUUUCUUUCGAAGAAGAAGAGACUAUAAUUCAGCUACACAGUAUAUUGGGCAAUAAGUGGUCGGCUAUUGCUGCUCGGUUGCCUGGAAGAACAGACAAUGAAAUAAAAAACUAUUGGAACACACACAUUAGAAAGAGGCUUCUUCGCAUGGGAAUAGAUCCGGUGACUCAUAGUCCUCGGCUGGACCUACUCGACCUAUCCUCCAUACUAAGCUCAUCUUUUUACAACCAAUCCCAAAUGAACAUUUCAAGGUUACUGGGUGUGAAUUCCUUGGUUAACCCAGAGCUUCUAAGGCUGGCCACUUCUUUCAUGUCAUCUCAACGUGAAAACCAAAACCACAAGUUCAUCGUUGAUCAUAAUGUUGAAGAUAACCAGCUUUGCAGCUCCCAAGUCCAGGACCAGUAUCAACAACCAUUAAUGCAGUCUAACCAUAAUCAUCUGCCAACGCAAGUCCAAGAAAUCCCAGCUUGUUGUAUUCCUUUUUCCAAUGAAGCAGAGCUCAUGAAUCUGGACCAAUUCCCAUCAAAUUUCUCACACUUAAAUGACUGGCAAAGCAAUGCAAUGCCUUCGAAUUUGACGGAGGAUUACGUGCCGCUACCGACAAACUAUGACUAUUACGCCACUGAUCAUCAUCAUCAUCAAACCGUGAAGGAUCCUUCAUCAUCCGAAACCUCAAAUUUCCAAUCCAACAACAGCAACCAGAGUUUCAGCUUCGCGUCAGUUUUAUCAACGCCUUCCUCAAGUCCAACUCAAUUGAAUUCCAACUCAACAUACGUCAACAAUAGCGGCAUUGAAGAAGAACCAGAUAGCUACUGCAGCGACAUUUUAAAGUUUGAAAUCAGAGAUAGUUUGGACGUUAAUGAUUUCAUGUAGGUCCAAAAUCAAAACUCACAAAAAGGAGUUUCCAUUUAUGUGCUUUCAUUUUUCUUUUUUGGACUAAGUCGGGUGGGGGGGUGUCGAUACUUGUAAAAUUUUCUACAAAUAAUUUAUUUUGUUGUAUUUUUUACCCUACGGCAAGAUCCUACCAUUAAUUUCCUCCUCCUUUAAAAAAAAAAAAAGUUAUUUCAAUAUCAUGGAAAAGGUUCCAUUAUUAA